Colius striatus (speckled mousebird) is the source of this 1535-nucleotide messenger RNA. RefSeq names its product vitronectin (gene VTN). The record is from RefSeq and is a predicted model, not a curated record. Lineage: Eukaryota; Metazoa; Chordata; Aves; Coliiformes; Coliidae. The coding region runs from base 164 to 1495 and encodes 443 amino acids. Gene Ontology annotation, molecular function: scavenger receptor activity; polysaccharide binding; extracellular matrix binding. Gene Ontology annotation, biological process: cell-matrix adhesion; immune response; cell adhesion mediated by integrin. The transcript has 9 exons.
GCUGCCGGGGAAGGACGGUGAGAACAAGGCGUCCAGAGCACACAGCACGGCAGGAGGGGCUCAGCACACCACCAGCUGAGCAAACAGUGGAUGCCAGGGCCUCGGCCACAGCCGCACUCCAGCCCACACAGUCGCAGGAGGGCUGCGCUCCCGGCUGCCCAGGAUGAGGUGGCUCUUCCUUGCCCUUGUGCUGGCCCUACUUGCCACUGCUCAUGCUGCUGAAGAGUCCUGUGCGGGCCGUUGUGAGGACGGCUUCGAUGCCCGGCACAAGUGCCAGUGUGACACUCUCUGCAUGUACUACCAGAGCUGCUGCAGCGACUACUCCACUGUCUGCAAAGCCAAAGUGACCCGCGGAGACGUCUUUGCCUUGCCGGAGGACGACUACCUCGACUACAACUUCAGCAUUAACUUCAGCACGGCAGAGCCCGCCGAGGCAGCCCCCACAGAGCUGCCCACAUCCCCAGUGCAGCCCACGCUGGAGAACAAUCCAGACCAAGAGGAGACUCUGACAGAGGUUCCUGAGCUGCCCAGCACCACGCCAGAUGAGGCUGGGGGCCAGGACCCUGUGGAGGAGCCUGAGGAGCUGUGCAGCGGGAAACCUUUUGAUGCCUUCACUGACCUGAAGAACGGUUCCCUUUACGCUUUCCGAGGGAAGUACUUCUAUGAGCUGGACAAGACAAGCGUGCUGCCUGGCUACCCUAAGCUCAUCAGCGACGUCUGGGGCAUCGAGGGCCCCAUCGAUGCAGCCUUCACCCGCAUCAACUGCCAGGGCAAGACUUACCUCUUCAAGGGCAGCCAGUACUGGCGCUUUGAUGACGGCGCCCUGGACCCCGGGUACCCACGCGAGAUCUCGGAGGGCUUCGAGGGCAUCCCCGACAGCAUCGAUGCGGCCUUCGCCCUCCCUGCACACAGCUACCGCGGCAACGAGAGAGUCUAUUUCUUCAAGGACAAGAAGUACUGGUCCUAUGACUUUGCCCAGCAGCCCACGCAGGCCGAGUGCGAGAACUCCUCCCCCUCUACUGUGUUCAACCACUACGCCUUCAUGAACCGUGACAGCUGGGAGGACAUCUUCCAGAUCCUCUUCGGCAGCAGGACAACCGGGGCGAGCGGCCCGCGGUACAUCAGCAGGGACUGGCGGGGGGUGCCGGGCCGGCUGGAUGCCGCCAUGGCCGGCAGGAUCUACGUGGCCUCCCACCAGCCCCGCAGGAGGAAAUCCCGGCGCCAGCGCAAGAAGUACAAGAGCCACCGGUCACUCAAUUUGGGUUUGUGGGGUUGGCUGCAAAGUGACUCUGACUCUGACUCCGAUGGUAUUGAAAGCGACUGGCUGUCAGGCUCCCAGUGCGAGACCCUCCAGAGCGUCUACUUCUUUGUGAGAGACAAGUACUACCGCGUGAACCUGCGCACCAAGCGCGUGGACCUGGUGCACCCGCGCUACCCCCGCUCCAUCGCGCAGUACUGGCUGGGCUGCCCACAGCCCACGGAGGACAGCACCUGAGCGGGGCGGCCCCGGCAGCGCGGCUCCCGCGCCUCCGAAA